Pogoniulus pusillus (Red-fronted tinkerbird) is the source of this 2400-nucleotide messenger RNA. RefSeq names its product myostatin (gene MSTN). Gene Ontology annotation, molecular function: growth factor activity; cytokine activity. The coding region runs from base 21 to 1148 and encodes 375 amino acids. Gene Ontology annotation, cellular component: extracellular region. The record is from RefSeq and is a predicted model, not a curated record. The transcript has 3 exons. Lineage: Eukaryota; Metazoa; Chordata; Aves; Piciformes; Lybiidae.
ACUGAGCUGCAUGUGAGACCAUGCAAAAGCUAGCAAUCUAUGUUUAUAUUUACCUGCUCAUGCUGAUUUCGGUUGAUCCGGUGGCUCUUGAUGACGGCAAUCAGCCCACGGAGAAUGCUGAGAAAGAUGGACUGUGCAACGCUUGUAUGUGGAGACAGAAUACAAAAUCUUCCAGAAUAGAAGCCAUAAAAAUUCAGAUCCUCAGCAAACUGCGCCUGGAACAAGCUCCUAACAUUAGCAGGGAUGUUAUUAAACAACUUCUGCCCAAAGCUCCUCCGCUGCAGGAACUGAUUGAUCAGUAUGAUGUCCAGAGGGACGACAGUAGCGAUGGCUCUUUGGAAGAUGAUGACUAUCAUGCCACUACCGAAACGAUUAUCACAAUGCCUACAGAGUCUGAUUUUCUUGUACAAAUGGAGGGAAAACCAAAAUGUUGCUUCUUUAAGUUUAGCUCUAAAAUACAAUAUAACAAAGUAGUAAAGGCACAAUUGUGGAUAUACUUGAGGCAAGUCCAAAAACCUACAACGGUGUUUGUGCAGAUCCUGAGACUGAUUAAACCCAUGAAAGACGGUACAAGAUAUACCGGAAUUCGAUCUUUGAAACUCGACAUGAACCCAGGCACUGGUAUUUGGCAGAGCAUUGAUGUGAAGACAGUGUUGCAAAAUUGGCUCAAACAGCCUGAAUCCAAUUUAGGCAUCGAAAUAAAAGCUUUUGAUGAGAAUGGACGAGACCUUGCUGUAACUUUCCCAGGACCAGGUGAAGAUGGAUUGAACCCCUUUUUAGAGGUCAGAGUUACAGACACGCCAAAACGGUCCCGCAGAGAUUUUGGCCUGGACUGCGAUGAGCACUCGACAGAAUCGCGAUGCUGCCGCUACCCACUGACGGUGGAUUUCGAAGCGUUUGGCUGGGACUGGAUUAUUGCACCUAAGAGAUACAAAGCCAAUUACUGCUCCGGAGAGUGCGAGUUUGUCUUUUUACAGAAGUACCCCCACACUCACCUCGUCCACCAAGCCAACCCCAGAGGCUCAGCAGGCCCCUGCUGCACGCCCACCAAGAUGUCCCCCAUAAACAUGCUCUACUUCAAUGGUAAAGAACAAAUCAUCUAUGGCAAGAUCCCAGCCAUGGUUGUAGAUCGCUGCGGGUGCUCAUGAGAUCAUUGUGAGACCUAUUGCUUCGUAAAUUGUGAAAGCUACACCCCCCAAAAAAAAAUUAUCAAUAUUAAUUAUAAUUAUUAUUAUUAUAACAUUAUACCCCCUCACCAGUCUUUGAAACUGUGAAGUUACGUACACUAGGCAUUGCUGACAUCCUACAUGCUGUAUGAUAGGCUAUCGUACAGAUUUUAGCGCAGCACCAGCUCCAGAACCUGAACUCAAAGGAGGCGAUAGCUACCCACCGGGCGGUUGGGGUUUUUUGAGCCAGGGAAAGAGAAAAGCUCCAAUCAAAACCCACCAGAUCUAAACACACCAAGGUCUUACAUUGUGAGGGAAUCAACGGUCAAGCACUCAGACGCAGGUUUGAGUCUGCGUCGGUAGCCAACAUGGUAAGCAAAAGCAGGCUCCUUCUCAUCCGAGGAUGGAAGGAGCAGGCUUUUAAAGUCCAUUUCUUCACAGCUUCACUCACUAUUGUAUUUACAGGAAAAUAUUUACUGGUAAACAUUAUACACCACACUACACAAUGCCACCGAGAAUCAUCCUUAAACACUUGAAUAUAUAUAUAUAGAGAGAGAGUACAGAGUCGUGAAAUGGAUUGGAUGGAAAUUCCACAUAAAUGGAUAAACCUUGAAAUUAGGGAUGGCGUAGAGUAUUUAGCAUGUCUCCAUUCCUUUUUCUUGUUAGAUAGGCUAGGAAUCACUGGCAAUGGUGCUACGUAAGCAGGCUGAGUAAAUAGCUAGUUAUGGAAGAUGCAGAAUUUUAGACUAACAAGGAAUUUGCCCUAUCCUCAGGUACACUACUCAAAGUGUUUUGUAAAAGAAAUGGAUGUAGGCAUUUUGUAGAAGAGAGGGAAUGGUUUUCCAGCCCAUUAGAAACCAAAAGGCAGCCGAGAAAGUCCAGCCUUCAGACCCCCCCCGACCCCUCCAUGCUAGAACCUGCCUUUGCAACAGUACCGUUUGCACUAUGAUAAACCAAUGCAAAUAGUUGGUUGCUACAGAUAACUGUUUUAGAGAAACCACUUUGAUACCAACCGACUUGUGUCAUAUGUAUGCAUCAAUAUUUUGUAAAUAAAUGUUUAUUUUUUAAUCACUGUUGGGAUAUGUUCAUCGCAGACAAUGCAACGACUUCAACCUGUACCUUAGCUUAAUAAACGCCAACCAAUAUUCUCUUCGGCACAGAAUUCCCUGGAUUUUUGAACACCAAUACUGUGUAGGAACAAUGCAACAAAGUAAACCAUAUGUUGAGAAUUGUG